This is a messenger RNA of Monomorium pharaonis (pharaoh ant), 6686 nucleotides long. It is a transcript of the gene tgo, whose product is annotated as aryl hydrocarbon receptor nuclear translocator homolog. The transcript is spliced from 12 exons. The record is from RefSeq and is a predicted model, not a curated record. The coding region runs from base 3154 to 5346 and encodes 730 amino acids. Gene Ontology annotation, biological process: regulation of transcription by RNA polymerase II. Gene Ontology annotation, molecular function: DNA-binding transcription factor activity, RNA polymerase II-specific; protein dimerization activity; RNA polymerase II cis-regulatory region sequence-specific DNA binding. Lineage: Eukaryota; Metazoa; Arthropoda; Insecta; Hymenoptera; Formicidae. Gene Ontology annotation, cellular component: transcription regulator complex; cytoplasm; nucleus.
ACUGGCGAGUUGUGGGUGGUGGCUAGUCGGCGACCCAUCCGUCCGUCCGUCCGUCCGUACGUCCGUCCGUCCGUCCGUUCAUACGUCCAUACGUAUCCGUGAAACGUGUUCCCGCGUCGCUUUGCCCGCGAUCCUUCAUCGAUCGUGAUCCGAGAGACGCAAUUCGUCGUUGCCGUCACUCCGGGAGUGUGCGCCGCCGCGAGGAGAGAUUUUGGCGCCGAAAGUUGGACGCCUCUGAUCGCGCGUGUGUCGUCAAACGUCCGAUUGUUUGGCUCUCAGUGAGUUAGGCUGUAAUUCUGAGGGAAAGGAAAUCGAUCGUCUCGGUCAAUUUAGGAUUUUAACGAGCUGAAGAAACUUGGAAGGAACUAUUUAUGCCAACGCUAUUCCGAUAUUGAAAAUUUAACGCGCGGAGUUUUUCUAUCUCGCGACAAGUGCUAAAAAUUUUCAAAUUAUCCGACCGAAAGGGAAACGAUUCGCGACCGCCGCCGCACCGCGAUGAGAAUCCCGGCAGUUAAUUUCUAGGGGAAUAAAAAAAAUCAGCCUUCGUGAACUUUGUGCGUCAGGAAUUCUUCCGAGCGGAGGAAACGUACGUGUCACGAUACGAUUUUGUUGCAACUGAACUCGCUAAGGAUUUUUAAAGAGAGAAAGAAAAACGACUAAGAGAAACUUGGCGAAUAACCACGGUGUUGCCGAGGAAUUUUGUGUCGCGAGGAAUUUGACGCAUCUGCGUGCGUCUUCUUGCGUUUCUCUCUCGGUCGAGUUGAUGUCACGGUGAAAUAAAUGUAACACGGGAUCUGAACUUUUGACGUCAAUCGCGAGAAAUAAACGUUUUCUGGAGGCCAAUCAUCGUUUGUCAUGUGAUCUAGGAAAUACGGGGAUUUGAGUGUGCACGAUUAUAUUUUUCACAUUAGAGCCAAGAACGCAUCUUGAAUACUUAACGAUUUUAGAGAAAAUAAAAUAGAUCGAGGGGUCCCUGCCGCUAAGGAAUAAAGGCCGAUGGACGCGUGAUAGAAGGGCAACAGGACUGGAUCUGGAUCUGAUCACGUAGGAAAUUACUCUACAGUCAUCUGAGUUUGAAAAAUAUAAGCUAAUUCGCCUCGCUUAACUCGCCGUGCGAUCGAUCGAAUGGCUCUGAACCGAGUUCUUUGGGAUAAGUGAUCGCGAGAGACGCGUAAUACACGAACCGCCUCAGCGAUGGCCGUCGCUCCGUGGUACCCGGGAGGCGAAGAGGGAAAGAUUAGCGCGAUUGUCCCGCGGAUCGUACGCGACGGUGCGACGAAAGGAGCGUGCAAAAUUCGGCGCGAGUGCAACGACGACGGUCCGACGAGGUCGAGAAUCUCGUGACGUUCUCGGACUUCGCGACUUAUCCUCAGCCAGGGAAGGAAACUGGGAGACCUUUCUCUGGUACCAGGUCGAUUCUGGAGGAGCAGGAGAAAAAAAAAAGAAACAAACAAUAGUUAAUAGAGCGUAGGCCGGGCGAACUUGCGGCCGGUAAGCGAAUAGAGUUCACCACGUGAAAGUGGCUCUAGAUUUGACGCUUUCCAAAACCGAAACCUCGCCACCGCACUUCCGUAACGAGCUCUUCUUUAACUUCUCCGUACUUUCUUUCUUGGUCGAUUAAUCGAGCCGUCGCGUUGACUAGCGAAACACGAGGGAACCCUACCAUUACGGAGCAGCGGCUUUUAUUCGAAUUGCGAAAUCCGCGGCGCGCGGGAAAGAAGGUCACUCGCUUGCAACAGCAACGCAUCCUCGUGCGCCGACUCUCCACGGUACAAAUGGAGUAGAUAGAAACAGUGAAAUUGGAAUUUGUGUGUGCGCGCAUACCGAGAAGGGAGACACAUCGGAAAGCAUUGGAACUUUUUAAUCGCCGACAGGACGAUUCUAGGAAAUACGGAGCAAUGCCAGAUAGGGGAGUGCUCGUUUUCGCUCAUCCGUGUCUUCUUCGAAAAAUUGUACAAUUCGUGGACCAAGUAGGACGCAGUCUUGAAUGAUUAAUAGAACAUUCCGCCGGCAAGGAUUUGAUAUCGUUGGGGAAACAAACACAUUUCUCUCAUCGAUCGUUACGUUAGAAAUUUUUAAGAAGGGCGCGCAUGUAAAAUAAGUGAAUAUAAAAUGAUUAUAGGGGAUAAAUUAUUAAAAUACACCACAACGCGCUCUUUCAAGAUCGGUGAAGAAGUACACGAGCGAACGUGAGUGGAAUUUAGACACAAAGGCCUUUUCGAAACCCCAAAGUAUUCUUGACUAUCGCCGAAGAGGGAAACGCGAAGUACAAAACCGCCUCGUUGGUAGACCGAUGGUAGAUCUACAUCUUGCUCCAGGUAACGAGAUGACAAGAUAAUUCGGUGGAAGGCGAGCGCAACAUAGUCGAACGAGUUUCUGUAUCAGGAACCUCGAAAUCGUGCACUCAAGCUAUUAAACCGUCAAGAUAUUUUUUUUUUCCUUAUUUCACGAAGACUGAAGCACAAAAUGACGAAAAUACGACGCGAUAGAGAAACAAGGGCGAAAAUCGCGUUUUAUGGCGAUCUUUUCCGUGCAAUCAAAACUAAAAGGGACGAAUUUAGCGCGUAUUUCGUCGUUUCGAAGACUGCAUAUAUAUAAAAUACUGGCAACGUACGAAUUAAAAAAAAUACUGUGCGGAAGCUGCGAAUGAAAGCAACUUGCGUGGAUAUCUUAGCGUAAUUUAUCGUGCAAUAAAUUUUUGAAAAGAUCUCAGAUGGAAGUAUAAAAGUAUCGUUACAUGUACAAGAGUGCACCGGGGCAAGUAAUCUCGGCGCGAUAAGGCGAGACAAGUCGUUGGUAAUUUAAAAAUAACGUGUGAUUAAUUCGAUGGUGAACGUAAGCGUACGAGCAUUUCUGUGAGGAGAGACAAGAGAGUGCGUCAAAGAGUGGAUAAUCUCGUGGUAACGGGACGACGAUUCAAAUCGGUAAUUUAAGCGCAAUACCGAUAACGAAGUACAAGAGACGAAGUACAACGACGAUCUCCGGGAAACUGCGAUAGUGCGUCGACGACUAGAAACUCGCGGCAGAGAUAUGGCAAGUUAGCGACUCGCCGGGUGACCCUUCCUCAAGUGUGAUACACGCUUUAUUCCCGGUUUAACCGAGUCGACCGGCCCCGGAAACACCGUCAAAAUAGAGUAUCCCGGUAGCAGCGGCAUGUACGGGGGCGGGUCGGCGGGAAGCGCGGGCUGCUAUGGGGUCGGUUUGGGACCGGGCCCCUCGCACUACGCCCCCCCCUCCGCCACGGUGGGGUACCAGUUGGGCCCGCCGCCACCGCCACCCCCGCCCGCCUGUCCCGUCACCGCAGGAAGUCAACUUCUGUCUUACGGACCCGACUUAUCGCCCCAUCACAUCCAGCAGGGCCACACGGAGACGCAGUCGAAGAGACGGAGAUCUGACGAAGAUGAUCCGAGUGGCUGUAAAUACAGGAGGCUGGACGAUGACAAUGUCCAGGACAAGGAGAGGUUUGCCAGCAGGGAGAAUCAUUGCGAGAUAGAGCGGCGGCGGCGGAACAAGAUGACCGCCUACAUCACCGAGCUCUCCGACAUGGUGCCGACCUGUUCAGCCCUGGCCCGGAAGCCCGACAAGCUCACGAUUCUGAGGAUGGCGGUGGCGCACAUGAAAGCUCUUAGAGGUACCGGGAAUACUGCCACGGACAACGCCUACAAGCCGUCCUUCCUUACGGAUCAGGAAUUAAAGCACUUGAUCCUCGAAGCGGCGGAUGGCUUCCUGUUUGUCGUUAGCUGUGACACAGGCAGAAUCAUCUACGUGUCCGACUCGGUCGCACCGGUGUUGAACUACACUCAGAACGACUGGUACGGUACCAGUCUCUACUCGCAAGUUCAUCCCGACGAUACCGAGAAGGUGCGGGAGCAGCUUAGCGCGGCGGAGCCGCAGCACGGUGGCCGAGUAUUGGACCUCAAGACCGGAACGGUCAAGAAGGAAGGUCAAUCCUCGAUGAGACUAUGCAUGGGUUCAAGAAGAGGCUUCAUCUGCCGCAUGAAAGUCGGGAAUCUGCAGACCACGGGCGACAUGGCAGCGGCACACGGGCUGCAUCGUAUGAAGCAUAGGAAUUCCCUGGGACCGCCGGCACGGGACGGCCAGAAUUACGCGGUGGUACACUGCACCGGAUACAUCAAAAAUUGGCCACCCACUGGUGAUUUUGUUCCCCCAUGUGUACCAGGUGUGGGUCUAGGUGACAGAGGCGGUGUUCAAACUGGUCCAGACGGUGUGGUUACGGAUGAAAAUGCUUCCACGCAUUGCUGCCUUGUCGCCAUUGGGCGAUUGCAGGUCACUAGCACACCAAAUAGUAGCGACUUAGCAGGUUCCAAUAGCAAUAGCGAAUUUAUAUCACGUCACUCUGCAGAAGGUAAAUUUACCUUUGUGGAUCAAAGAGUCGGUGGAAUUUUGGGGUAUAGUCCAUCGGAACUCUUAGGUCAUCCUUGCUACGAAUUUUAUCAUCCGGAAGAUCUGACACAUAUGCGGGAAAGUUUUGAACAAGUAUUGAAGCUGAAAGGACAAGUUGUGUCUGUGAUGUACAGAUUUCGAGCUAAAAAUCGCGACUGGGUGUGGUUGAGAACGUCAGCAUUUGCAUUCUUAAAUCCGUUCAACGAGGACGUUGAAUACAUCGUCUUCACAAACACACAUGCAAAAUCGUUUCAUCCUAGUAGCGACGGUCAAACGGAGAACGAAGCUGUACCUGCGUAUGGACAACCUGGUAUAGACUAUUCCCUUCAAAGACAUCCUGCCAGGGAUCCACUCUAUUCCGCGCAUCACAUGAUGCAACAUCCAGCCACUGUAGCUACAGCCAGUCCGCAACAACCGAGGCCGUCCAGCACACAAAACGUAUAUCAGAACUAUGAGACGACGCAAUCACCGAUAGCUUAUGGGUCACCUGGACAGCAAAGCGCGUCUUCGUCGGUUUUAAGUAGGAUUCAGAAGCCGGCAAAUACAUCUCCAACUCCACAAGGAUGGGCAAUUGGAAGACAGCAACCUGUGACAGAAGGUUACCAAUACAGUCAAUUAAGUCCAUCGAGAUCACCAAGCGGACCGACGUACACUCAGCUCAGUAGCGGCGCUAGAACACCGGCUACCCAGCAAUAUCAUGCAGUCACAACAGUGCCUAAUAAUCCUGGUAUGUGGGGUUGGCAGAGUCAACAGCAUCAGACGCAGCAACCGGACGGACAGACCGGCGCUCAGGUGUCCGCACAAGCACAACCACCACAUCCUGGACAGGCCGGACCCGGCACACAGCCGCAAGAGUUGUCCGACAUGCUGCAGAUGUUACAAGAUCAGGGCGGCUCGUCCGGUUUCGAGGAACUGAACAUGUUCAACACUAAUUUCGAGUAGCAACGAGAUAGGCGACACGCCUCUGAAAAGCAGCUUCUGCUUUAGAGGAAUUCUCUCUCUUCGAGGCUUUCCCCGGUUGUUCGAUACCACUUUGGGGAUCUGGGCAUCGCAAUGUGCACCCUCACCGUCAACAUCCGGAGAAUCGUUCACGAAGAAAGGAGAAGCGCGAUUUAACAAUUUAGCACCGCAUAUAUAGACUUUAUGCAAAAACGAUCGCACUGGGAUUAGGACAGCCUAGUCUACCGGAUUAUUUACAUAUACAUACGUAUAUUAUAACCGAGAUUUUUGAUUCAUUGUCAUGGGUAUCAGAUGCUAUGGAGUUACGAUCGUCGCGACAUGCGCUCCAUUUGUUUGAGGUAAUUAUCCAAAUAGAGAUGAGCAUGAUUUCGCUGCGAAAAUAUCAUUAAAACAUCAAGGGCGACUGUACCUUUAUGACGAUUAUUGAUUAGUGCUCGAAAUGAAUAAUACGCACAGAUGGGCUAUAUUUACAUUUGGCAUAAGCUACUAAAUAUAAAACAAAGUUUUACAUUUAUAAAUUUUACAUUUAAAAUUAAAUGCGCAACCGAUGAAGAUGCUAAUAACCGAUGAAUGCUUUCGAAUGCUUAUAAUGAUUUAAAUGAUUGCACUUUAAUGAAUCUGGAAUUAAAUUUAAAAAAUUAAUUCCAAUUUUAUCAAAUCUGCUCGUGGUGGCGGUUCUUCAUAAAGUUGAUUGAGUAGUGAAGGGCCUGUAGAUGAAUAUUCAUGGCCUUAUUACAUGUAUUCUAAACAUAUGUAAGCAUCUGUGCUUAUUAUACAAAUAAAUAAAGUGACGUAAUUUUAAUUUUCAUGACAAUUUUAUCUGAAGUAUCAUGCGAUUCGAUAAAUAUUUAACGAAGAAAAAGAAAAAUGAAAAUAACAGAAGUGUACUCUAAACAAUAAGAAAAAGUAUUUUUAAAAAACUUCUCAAUCAAAAAUCUAUACACAAAUCACGGUAAUUUUAAUACCAGCUUAUCGUUAGAUUUGUAAGGUUAGCUUAAUUAUUUUAAUUUAGAUCUUUGUAAUUAUAAACAGUGCAAUCAUAAACCAACACGCGACAAAAAAUCGUUCGAGACAUUGACAAUGUACAAAGAAACUGUGUAAUCCACCUUUGCUUCUCUGUGCAAGACACCGUUUUUAGAUAUUCUUAAAGAAAAAAAAUAUAGAUAAUGUUACACAUACGAAUAAUUGCAUUUAUAAGUAACCACGUGUGACUUAGCGCGUUUGUACGUGUUUUAGCAAAUUUUGACGAGCACAUUGAAACGAAAUUGCAGCAUAUCAUGAUGAAUUGGGAACAUUUUUCACUAAUAUAUGGACUAUACAUA